ACAAGAUUUUAGUACGGUUUGGGCUUUUGCCGGACAAGGGUCGAGCCUGUCUUGUCUCCGCGGAAAACACCGUCUGCGAGGUUCAGAGUCUACGCGCCCGGCGUUACGUAAGGGCCAAGGCAGACGAUAAGAGGAGUCUUUUGCCAAAGUCAAGUCGGAUAAGCCGCCUGAUGAAUGGAUGCCCAAUAUUCGGACUCCGGGAGCUAUUAAACGUUAAAAAACUGGAAAAGCGUAACCGAGAGUCUUAAACACGACUUCGACCUCCCGAGCGGUAGCCCGGAGAAGGCAGGGACUCAAGAAUUCGAGGACUAGGAAACCGUACUCAGGAAGAACUCUAAGGAGACGACGAGGAGGAGGGAAUUUCCGUGGAGUAAGGACCGAAAGAAACAGGCAACAUGUACUCCGUUCACAAGGCUGGGAAACCCUUGGCCAGGCACAGGGUCACUCUUCAGGUUUGGAAGGUGGCCACGAAGAACUUCGGCACCGACGUCCAGUACAAGCCCAUCAGGAAGGUCCUCGUGGCAAACAGAGGUGAGAUUGCCAUACGAGUGUUCAGAGCAUGCACGGAACUUGGGAUAAGGUCGGUGGCCAUCUACUCGGAGCAGGACAAGAUGCACAUGCACCGGCAGAAGGCGGACGAAGGAUAUUUGGUCGGUCGAGGACUGCCACCCGUCCAAGCUUACUUGAACAUCCCGGAAAUUAUUCAAAUUGCGAAGGAUAAUAACGUGGACGCCAUACAUCCCGGUUAUGGCUUUCUGUCAGAAAGGUCCGACUUCGCGCAAGCAGUCGUCGAUGCCGGGAUCAGGUUCAUCGGUCCCAGCCCCAAAGUGGUGCAACAAAUGGGUGACAAGGUAGCGGCGAGACAGGCCGCGAUAGGAGCAGGGGUUCCAAUAGUUCCUGGGACCGAUGGACCCGUGACGACCUCCGAAGAAGCGAUGGAGUUCUGCAACAAGCACGGACUUCCGGUGAUCUUCAAGGCUGCUUAUGGAGGCGGUGGUCGAGGCAUGAGAGUGGUCAAGAAGAUGGAGGAAGUCAAGGAGAUGUUCGAGCGAGCUUCCUCGGAGGCCCAGGCCGCCUUCGGGAACGGCGCGAUGUUCAUCGAGAAGUUCAUCGAGAGACCUCGACACAUCGAGGUCCAGUUGCUCGGGGACAAUGCCGGGAACGUCGUUCAUCUGUACGAGCGUGAUUGCUCCGUUCAGCGUCGACAUCAGAAGGUCGUCGAGAUCGCUCCUGCUCCCAUAUUGGAUCCCAAGGUUAGAGACAGGAUGACCGAUUUCGCGGUGAAAUUGGCCAAGUACGUAGGCUACUCGAACGCCGGCACCGUGGAGUUCUUGGCUGACGACACUGGCAAUUUCUACUUCAUCGAGGUCAACGCUCGACUCCAGGUCGAGCACACCGUCACCGAGGAGAUCACGGGCAUCGACCUCGUGCAGUCGCAAAUCCACAUUGCCGAGGGCAUGACUCUUCCCGAGCUCAACAUGACCCAGGAGAAGAUCAAGCCUCAGGGCUUUGCGAUACAGUGCCGCGUCACCACGGAGGAUCCUGCGAAGAGCUUCCAGCCGGAUACGGGAAGGAUCGAAGUCUUCAGGUCCGGUGAAGGGAUGGGUAUCAGGUUGGACAGUGCUUCAGCUUUCGCGGGAGCCAUUAUCUCGCCUUACUACGACUCCCUCCUCGUCAAGGUAAUCGCUCAUGCAGCGGACCUCCAGGCGUGCUGCGCAAAGAUGAACCGAGCCCUCCGAGAGUUCAGAGUGCGAGGAGUCAAGACCAACAUACCGUUCUUGCUGAACGUCCUGGAGAACCAGAAGUUCCUCAACGGGAAGGUGGAUACCUACUUCAUAGACGAGAACCCGCAGCUCUUCCGAUUUUUACCCAGCCAGAAUCGCGCUCAAAAGCUGCUGAAUUACAUAGGAACCGUUCUGGUCAACGGUCCCAGCACGCCCUUGGCCACGUCGCUGAAACCAGCAAAAAUUAAGCCAUACGUUCCUCAAAUCGCAAAAGACUUUGCUAGGCUUGCAGCUGCCGAUGGCCUCGACGACCAGGACGUUCCAGGGGUGAACGAGCCACCAAAAGGCUUGCGCCAGAUUUUAACCGAGCAUGGACCGGAAGCGUUCGCCAAGGCCGUCCGAGAGAACAAAGGUUUGCUCCUGAUGGACACCACCUUCCGUGAUGCUCAUCAGUCACUUCUGGCAACCCGCGUGCGGUCUCACGACCUGUUGCUGAUCUCUCCCUUCGUCGCCCACAAAUUCAGCAACCUUUACGCCCUGGAGAACUGGGGCGGCGCGACAUUCGACGUGGCCCUGAGGUUCCUCCACGAAUGUCCCUGGGAACGCUUGGAGGACAUGCGCAAAGCCAUUCCCAACAUCCCCUUCCAGAUGCUCCUGAGAGGAGCCAACGCCGUGGGAUACACCAAUUACCCCGACAACGUCGUCUUCAAGUUCUGCGAGCUCGCCCAUGAAGCCGGCAUGGACAUCUUCAGGGUCUUCGACUCGCUCAACUAUCUGCCGAACUUGAUCCUUGGUAUGGAAGCAGCCGGCAAGUCGGGAGGUGUCGUCGAGGCUGCUAUUUCCUACACGGGAGAUGUCAGCGACCCUACUCGAACGAAGUACAACCUGAAGUACUACACCGACCUGGCCACCGAGCUCGUUAAGGCUGGCACUCAUGUCCUGUGCAUCAAGGACAUGGCCGGCCUCCUGAAGCCGAAGGCUGCCGCGCUGCUGAUCGAUGCCAUCAGGCAGAAACAUCCCGAUAUCCCUCUUCACAUCCACACCCAUGACACCGCUGGUGCCGGGGUUGCAGCCAUGCUGGCUUGUGGUGAAAAUGGAGCAGACGUUGUAGACGUUGCCGUCGACAGCAUGUCGGGGAUGACCAGUCAGCCGUCUAUGGGAGCCAUCGUGGCGUCUCUACAAGGCACGCCUUUGGACACCAAGCUGCAACUCAGCGACAUUUCUGAGUACUCCGCUUAUUGGGAACAGACCCGGACUCUCUACGCCCCGUUCGAGUGCACGACGACCAUGAAGGCAGGGAAUGCGGACGUUUACCUGAACGAGAUUCCUGGGGGUCAGUACACGAACCUGCAGUUCCAGGCAUAUUCUCUGGGUCUGGGAGAAUUCUUCGAGGACGUGAAAAAGGCCUACCGGGAGGCCAAUCUUCUGUUGGGAGACAUCAUCAAAGUUACCCCCAGCUCCAAGGUCGUCGGCGACUUGGCACAGUUCAUGGUGCAAAAUAACUUGAAGGCCGAGGACGUCAUGAACAAGGCGGAAGAGCUGUCUUUCCCCAAGUCGGUCAUUGAGUUCCUCCAGGGUGCCAUCGGGGAGCCGCACGGAGGAUUCCCCGAGCCUCUUAGGUCGAAGGUCCUCAAGGACAUGCCCCGCGUCCAGGGCAGACCUGGCGCAAACAUGGAGCCCCUUGAUUUCUGUGCCUUGAAGAAGCAUCUACAAGAGAGCCAUCCUCACAUCACGGACAAGGACAUCAUGUCGGCGGCUUUGUAUCCCCAGGUCACCGAGGAAUACCUCAAUUUCAGGGAAUCGUUCGGUCCGGUCGACAAACUGGAGACGAGGAUAUUCCUGACCGGGCCGAAGGUUGGAGAGGAGUUCGACGUUACCAUCGAGAAGGGCAAGACCCUUGGUAUCAAGACCCUGGCCAUGGCCGAAGACCUUACCCCGAACGGAGAGAGAGAAGUAUUCUUCGAAAUGAACGGCCAGUUGAGGUCCGUCUUCAUCAAGGACAAGGAGGCCGUUAAGGAACUUCACAUUCAUCCCAAGGCUGUCAAAGGAGACAAGAACCAGGUCGGAGCACCCAUGCCAGGAACCGUCAUCGACAUCAGGGUCAAGGUGGGCGAUACCGUGGAAAAGGGUGCAGCCUUGGUCGUCCUUUCUGCAAUGAAAAUGGAGAUGAUAGUGCAGGCCCCGAAGGCAGGGAAAAUUAAAACCCUCGACGUCAAUCAAGGGAUGAAGGUCGAGGGCGACGAUCUCUUGGCGACCCUGGAGUAAAGUGGGCUCCGGGCAAGGAAUCUCUCGAAUUAAGCUGGUCUUACCGAUCUGGAAUUGUCUGGAGGAAUCGUGAAGACGUUGCGUGGGAUUUAUUAAUCGCUGCGGUUCCUUGCAACGUCGGCACGUGUUAUGUCGAAUGGCGAUUCGAAUUUCCGACGUAAAAUGAGUGAAAUACUGUAAAUACCGUUAAUUUUACAUCAGGGUGCGCCGGUAGCGUUCGACUUAAAAUGCCGCACCUGAGAUAGGUUGUAAAAUAUGGAUGUUUCUUUUCGGGGGCUGAGUUGUGACGAUGGAGAUAUGUUCGGCUUCGUGUCAAAGACUUAACGAGACUUCUUCGUCCUGUGUUACCCGAAAAACUUGGGAUUUCGCGAGGAGUCGUACAGGCGCCAUUUUUGUUAAAUGGACUUCCGAUGGCAUAACUAUUUUAAUUAAAGUCCUAGUCUCAGGGCGAUACCAGAGAGAUGUUUCGGUACGUCGUUAAAUGCCCGUCUAAAUAGGUUUAUGGAUCCGUACCUUAAAAGCGGAUGUUUCCAUGCUCAGUGCUAAGCCCCUGCGGAUAAUCAAAUCGUAAUAAUUCUGUAUAGAGGAGAGCAUUCGGGAGAAUAUCUUGUAGUGCACUUCUGGGAUGUUAGUGUUCGAUUGAACGAGUAAUACGGAAUUUUAUUGUGAUAUCCUUGUUACGUUUUCAUACCUAGCGGUUUGCCUCACGUUUUAUGCUCGAGGUUCACCCACUUAAAUGAAAUUAUUUAAAAUAGGCAGAAGGUAAAGAAUAAUGUCCGAAAAGUGGCAAGUGAAGCGUGAGAUUCAGGCUUCCCGUGUAUCCAAAGAUUCCGCUGUUGGACCUUAACACAAAAUAUAUACAACGUGCAAUUAAUAUUAUGUAGGUACCUAAAAAAUGUCACAAAGAGACAUGCGCAUCCUAGAGUUCAUUUUGUGAAUAUUUUUCUGGAUACAUUCUACGUAUAUGUUUUAUUAGAAAAUAAAUAUUUUACUUUUUAA
Molecule: messenger RNA, 4988 nt
Organism: Orussus abietinus
Lineage: Eukaryota; Metazoa; Arthropoda; Insecta; Hymenoptera; Orussidae
Gene: PCB
Product: pyruvate carboxylase, mitochondrial
Exons: 14
Coding region: 396-3989 (1197 amino acids)
Biological process (GO): gluconeogenesis; pyruvate metabolic process
Cellular component (GO): cytoplasm
Molecular function (GO): ATP binding; metal ion binding; pyruvate carboxylase activity
Source: RefSeq, a predicted model, not a curated record